GCGGCCCGGCCGGGCGGGGGCGGCGGAGCGGGCGCGGCGGGGCCGGCGCCAUGGAGCGGCCCGAGCGGCCCCGCGCCAACGGCUGCGGCGGCGGCGGCGCCCACGGCACGCUCCGCAACGGCUUCGUGCGCGGCCCGCCCGGCACCCAGAUAAAUCAUAUUGUGCACAAUGGAGGAUUAUACAAAAGGCCUUUCAAUGAAGCUUUUGAAGAAACACCUAUGCUGGUUGCUGUGCUGACCUAUGUAGGCUAUGGUGUUCUCACUCUCUUUGGAUAUCUGCGAGAUUUCAUGCGGCAGUGGAAGAUUGAGAAGUGUCAAAAUGCAACAGAAAGAGAGGAACAGAAGGACUUUGUCCCAUUGUACCAGGACUUUGAAAACUUCUACAACAGAAAUCUCUACAUGCGCAUUCGGGACAGCUGGAACCGUCCAAUCUGCAGUGUGCCAGGGGCCAAAGUGGACAUGAUGGAGAGGGUUUCCCAUGACUAUAACUGGACAUUCACAUACACAGGGAGAGUGAUAAAAGAUAUCAUAAAUAUGGGGUCCUACAACUACCUUGGGUUUGCACAGAAGACUGGGGCUUGCCAAGAAGCAGCUGCUAAAGUUCUGUCCCAGUAUGGAGCUGGGGUGUGCAGCACUAGGCAGGAGAUGGGAAACUUGGACAAGCAUGAGGAGCUGGAAAAGCUAGUUGCCAGGUUCCUAGGUGUGGAAUCUGCAAUGGCAUAUGGAAUGGGAUUUGCAACCAACUCUAUGAACAUUCCUGCUUUAGUUGGCAAGGGCUGUCUGAUUCUGAGUGAUGAACUGAAUCAUGCAUCACUAGUGCUCGGAGCAAGACUGUCAGGAGCAACUAUUCGAAUCUUUAAGCACAACAAUAUGCAAAGCCUGGAGAAGCUGCUCAAAGAUGCUAUUGUGCAUGGGCAACCUCGUACACGGAGGCCCUGGAAAAAAAUUCUUAUCUUGGUGGAAGGAAUAUACAGUAUGGAGGGAUCCAUAGUCCGUUUGCCUGAAGUGAUUGCCCUUAAGAAGAAGUACAAAUCCUAUCUGUACCUUGAUGAAGCUCAUAGUAUAGGUGCCCUGGGUCCCAGUGGCCGGGGUGUAGUGGAGUAUUUUGGACUCAAUCCUGAAGAUGUGGAUGUUAUGAUGGGAACAUUCACCAAAAGCUUUGGAGCUGCAGGAGGAUACAUUGGGGGCAAGAAGGAACUGAUUGAUUACCUCAGGACCUACUCUCACAGUGCUGCGUAUGCAACAUCAAUGUCACCUCCUGUUGUAGAGCAAAUCAUCACCUCCGUGAAGUGCAUUAUGGGUGAAGAUGGUACAAAUAUUGGGAGAGCACGUGUGCAGCAGCUAGCAGAGAACACGAGAUAUUUCAGGAGACGACUGAAAGAGAUGGGCUUUAUCAUCUAUGGAAAUGAAGAUUCCCCUGUUGUGCCUCUGAUGCUGUACAUGCCAGCAAAAAUUGGUGCGUUUGGGCGUGAGAUGCUGAAGCGGAACAUCGGCGUUGUGGUUGUGGGCUUCCCUGCCACCCCCAUCAUCGAGUCCAGAGCCAGAUUCUGUUUGUCUGCAGCUCAUACCAAAGAGAUGCUUGAUACAGCUUUAAAAGAAAUCAAUGAAGUUGGGGAUCUUUUACAACUGAAAUACUCCCGUCGCCGUUUGGUACCUCUGUUGGACCGGCCGUUUGACGAGACAACAUAUGAAGAAACAGAAGACUGAACUCCCUCCACGUGCCUCAGAGGGAGGGACACACCCCAUGGGACACUCCGUGGCACACAGGCCACAACAUCUGUGAACAACACACUUCUGACUGCUUACUAUACAAGACAUUUCCUCACAAUACUGAAGUGGCCACAUCAGCUCUAAAUGGCAUUCUGUAAAUAGGGAGAGGAGAAAAAAAUUCUUUGAUUCCUGUGUCUUCAGGGUCUGGCCCUUGAGGUGCUUGGCUUUAUUUUUUUCCUGUUGCUUUUUUUUUUAAUUUAUUUGUCUCAAUGAAUUCACAGCAACCCAAGUUGGCUGUGGCUGAUCAGUUCAGACUUUGUAUGCACCAUUAGCCUCCCAAAUGCUGGCUGAGAUGUUGUGAGCAUGUGUGAUGCUGGCAUGGCAGCAUUUUCAGUGUCACUGCUAGGUGUCUGAUCUUCCCAAUAAGGAAUGAGCUGACCUGUUUCUGGAGACUUCCUAGAGAAACUGUUGAUUGCUAACUUUGACAUAUUUUAACAAGAUGGGUAAUCAACCAAAGUUGGAUUUUUUUUUCAUUUGCAGUUACUUAUGUUUAAAACUUGAAUUUAGCCUUUUUAAAAUAAAUGUGUUGAUGACAUGUCACUGACAGGACCAUUGUUCCCAAACAUUAUUUAGUUUUGUAAGCCACAGGCAAAAGGACUUCUGGAACUGUAGCCUCUUUUCCUUCCCAGUAUGGAUGCCAGAUUGUCUCCUGGUUUUGACACUAAUUGUCCCUUUGAUAGAGGGUAAGUGAUGGAGAGGGGUUUGUUUUGGUUUUUUUUUUUAAAUACUUCUGCUUAAAAAAAAGAAAAAAUAUGGGUGUUAUGUGUGUUGCUUUCUCAUAGUCAGGUUAGUUUCUCUUGCAUAAAGUCAUUAAUAAGUCAGUAAGUCCUAGAAGGGUGCUCUUGGGUUUAAACAAACUAGAGCAAGUCUUGUGCUUAGUCUUAAGACUAAGCCCCCUCAAUGAGCAAGGGAUGACUGUUGGGAGACCCAUCUAUUUCAUGCAGAUCUGUGAAAGACUGCUGUCCUUUGCUAUGCUAACUCACUGUUUCUUGUCAUCUGUGAGGUGUUCUUCACUGACCCUGUCACACAUAUGGGCAGCUUGAAUCUUGUAGUCAUACAUUACAUUUUGGCUGACCAGCAGAGUCCCCAUUGGCAGCUGCAUGUCUGUAGGCCUUCCCUGAAGAGAGACAAUGUCCUCACAAUUGCAUUUAGUUUGAUAUCUUUAUUCUUUUGUACUUCUGUUACUGAUCAACACUACUCAAAUGAGUGUUGGCUGAGCCAGUUGCUGUUCUGAGCCUUUAUUUGCAAGUUUAAUUCUGUCCCUGUUUGAAAUAGAUGCCUUUGCUCUAACACACCUUAGAACUGGUCUGCUACUUAGUCUUUACAUCUUGAAUUCUUUCAAUUAACAGAAUGGAUCAACAAAAAGGUACCAAAAAAUUUAAAUAUGAGUCAAUUGCAGUAUAAUUUUUUUCUGUACUUUAUAUUUAGACAUACACAAUUUCUGCAAAGAUAGUAAAAUGUUAACAUUGUGUCAAUUGAGUUGCGCCAGCUCUUCAGUUUGGGUUAGGAAGAUACUUUUUGCUGGUUACUGAGGUUUUAGAAACGGACUUAUCAUCAUAUAAAUACUAAAGCAGAGAGCAACUCAAAGCUCUUUAUGUGGUGCUGAAAAAAAAUUAUUUCCUUUAAAGUUCUUUCAUGUUCACUCUUUAACUAACAGGGAGGGAGUGUUUUGGCCACUAGAACCAAGCAGUUCUGCAAAUACACGUGGUGAGUUAAAGCAGAAUUGUCUCCUAUUUUAUAGACUAUCUAACUUCAUGCAUUUAUAGAUCUUGUUACAUUUUAAUGUAAAGGAACUUCAAAACACUGGUUCAUUUUUUACCAUUGAAUUUCAGAAAUUUAAUUACAUGAGAAGAACUGAAAUUGACUGUUUGAAAAUAGGUCCAGAUAACUAUUUCUGUCUUAGUCCAUUAAUGCUGGUUGGCUCUUCUUCUGGAGCUGAGUGAGUGCAGAGUCUGAGAAGUCUGUAUGUGCAUCUUGGAUAGCUAUGAAAUAAUCUCACAUGUUCAGCCAGAGUGAAUAAACAGCAGUUAGCUGAGCUUACUUUCUCACCUGUGUUCUGCCCAGGACUAGCUCUUAACAUUCCAGCAGAUUACCUGCUUUCUGACUUCAAGAAGCUUUACCUCAAAGAAUUACUGACUUUUUUCCUCUCUGGAUUGUACUAGGGAACAAGAGGAGGUUUGAAGCCCUGACUUCAGCCCUGAUCCUAUUAACUUGAUCAUGAUAUGGUUUAUGAGCAGACAAAACUGACCAAUUUGAAGACUUGGAUCAGUAGGUAGCUGUUUAUAAGCAUUCACAACUGUACAGUGUGUUUGUCUGCUAUGUAGUCAAGUCAGUUUGAAAACUGUGAUGUGUAUUAAGUUAGAAAUGGGUUAUCAUAGAUUCCACAAGUGUUGACUCUUAACCUCGUCUCUGGGAAUCAGUUUUAGAGCAACUUGUCUUUGGAAAGGAAAAAAAAGCUUCUGGAAAAUCUUCAUAAUAUAGAUAAAUCCUGUGUAAUACUUCUGAAAUGGUCAGUGUUUAAAAAUUACUAGUGUGAAUUUGGUUUCUGGUUGCACCUGUUGAGGAAAUUGUGUUCAAGCUUCUGCCUUUUAGUAUCUUUCUGCUGUGUCACACUGUCUGCAUAUAACUUUGAAUUUGGGUUGCAAAGACACUUGAGAAAUAAUUCUGGCAGUUAGCAUGUGAAAACUGCUUGGUUACAUUUCAGCCUUGCCAUAUCCUUUUUGGGAAGCAAAUCCCCCCACUCCUCUCUGAGGCCUUUUGUUCAAGAGAGACUGUUUUGCCAAAGUCUGAGUUACAAGUCCAAGAUUUCACACUUUUAAUUUAGUAAUUCAGUGAGCUUGAAAGCCAAGAAAACUAUUUUGCAUCUACUAAAAAAACUCAAAUAAGGGCUUGUGCUAGGCAGCCCUACAGCAUGUAUGCUGUCACAGUAUGUGUAGGAUGGAUUGCUGCUUUGAUAUUUAUGUACUGACCAGAAAUCUGUCUCCUUUUUCUCCUGGCAGUAGAAAUGAAUGAAAGAACCAAUCUUGAGAGAUCACAAAGGAAGAAAAGCUGCUUAAGAAAUAAAACUUCAGUCCCUGCCAACUUUUCAGAGACAUUCUAAUUGAAAAUGACUCCUGGUAUUUCUUAAGAGAUGCAAAAUUGAAAAGAAAAUGAAGGCUGCUUUUGAACAAAGGAUUUUUGCCCAAUACUGUAUAUUGGCUAAACUUACUCAUAAAUAUACAAUAGUUACCUUCCCAGUACCUCUCUGAAGAGCUAAGCAAGCAAGUUUUUGCCUCUGUUGAGCAGAGUGAAGAGUUUAGAACCAUUACUAUUUUUAAGGCUAAUGGCCAUAUUCUUUCAGUCAUAAGAAAAUUGAGAAGCUCCUAUUACCGAGCAUCAGCAAAGAGUGGGAGAUCUGCUUCUUGUUAGAAACUGGCCUUCCCAAGUAGACCUUUGUCUUAGGGAACCUGAUUCAUAGUUUUCCUUUAGUUCUUUGGCAGAGAAGAAACCAAGUUUUUUUGUGUCUGAAUAUUCAUGGCCUUCAUUUUUGUUUUUUACAUGACACAAACUUUUGUAUAGUAUGUAUAUGGUAUAUUUAACUCUUUAGUCGCUGUAUCUUUUCCCUUCUUAGUAGCAUCCCUAAUGAACAGUUCUGGUUCUUGAGUUAUGGGUGUAGUAUGCUUCUGCUUUAGGCAAAGACUCAGGAGCGAGUUGACCAAACAUCUGAAGGAAUUGCAUUAUCUAUCCUCCUCUUGAUAAGAGUGCAGAUGUGGUACUCACCUUCACAAAGAACAGGCAAGGGAAGUGUGCCCAUCUGUGCUGUGUGGAUAAAGGACUGAUACAGCAGACAUGGAGAAAAGGAGUAGUCAAUCAUUGCUUAUUUUCAGCUAUAAAGGGAUCUUUCACGUGUACUUGAACAAAUAUCCCUAAAUCAGGAAUGCAGCUUUCAGUGCCUGAAUGGACACUCCUCUAAAACUUUUCCACACCAAGUAAAUACUUCUUCUCCUUCAGUUCAAGUUUUUAUUUCUUUACCUCUGAAAAGCAUUUGGCUUACAGCUGUUUGCUUGUUCAGAAACAAUGUUAUCCAUUCAGGGAGAUCAUAGGAGAGGUUGGAGGAAAGCAUGAGUAUGACUCUUCAUUUCAUCUAAGAGAACAUCUUGCAGCACUGGAUCUGGAGCACCAUGCAUGAGCCCCCUUGCUGCAUCACAGAGAAGGAAACUUGUGGAGAUAUAUCCCAAUAUACAAUGCUCAGUCAGAAUGUAUACAGUUUAUAUAUAUUAUUUUUUACAGUUUAUAUUCAGCCUAUUAAAGUGUCAAACAUGCUGGGAUCUGUGUGGAUGGCAUCUUCUGCAUGGAGAUUUGAGGCACCUGCAGUCUGUUCAGCACUAGUGAAGUGCAGAGCUGUUUAGGAAUGCUUAGCAUGACCCCUCAGCAGGUGCAUUGUUGGCUUUGGUGCUGGACCUAACACCCAAGUGGUAUCGGACCACUAUUUAGGAAAAGCAUGAGUCAUUUGACCUGUAUAACCCUAACAUGGUUUUAAAAGAAAAAAAAAAAAUCUCCAAUGCCAUUCUGAUGGCUUUGUAUUCCUGUAAACAUUCCCAGCCUUGCAGUUGCUCACUUGUUCAAGGAUUCACACAUAAUACUAGAGCACAAACUUAAAGAGUUUGUGUGAAGUAUUGUACUUUACCUUUCACUAAAAAGAGAAGCAUUUGUUGCAGACAUUGGACCUGUUGUGCUUAUAUCCCCAAAAGGGGCUGGGUGAAAGCAGAUGAUGACUGUGGUGUGUGUUGAAGGCCUUAAAACUGUGAUUCUUGGUAUGAAGAAUUAAGACUGACCUUGAAGAAUGCAGUGGAUUUUAACCCAUGGAUGAAUACUUGGUGCUCUUAAUUCAGCAAAUGUACUGCUGUUUCCUUGGGAGGGAGAGGUUCAAAACUCAGUUUGUGCGUGACCCUGGCUAGCAGCUGUUUAAGGAGCUGUCUGUACGUGGGAGCAAGAGUAGCGCAGUUCUCUGCACUCUGUUCCUGUGUAGCUUACAUAGUUCCUGCCUAGUUCCAUCAGUCACUUGUUCCUGGGCUGCUGGAAGUGGGAGGCUUACUGAGAUGGUCAGGGAUUUCAGAACCAGUGGCAGCUAGCAAAUUCAUUUCCUCAACAGUAGGUGAACAGGUCUCACAGCAAUAUGCCAAGGGUUGGUGCCAUUCCAAAAAUACCCACUGUGAGGUGAAACAUGCACCAAAACAUCUGACCUUUGUAAACAUUUAUUUUUUUUUGCCAAGGCUCAUCCUAUUCAGACAGUAUUUCUGCUACCCCCUAAUGGUAUAUUAAGCUUAAUGCAACUAGCCUCCCAAUAUUAACUUCAGACCUAUCUGAGAGAGGACUGAGGAAUGCUGGAGCCUGAGGCUUUAGGCUAGUAGCCCCAAAGCCAAUGGUGGCCCACAUUUCCACAAGCCCUGGGCAGAAUUACCAAGUCACAGCACUUCAUCUUAAAUUGCACUGUAUUCUUAUGCCUCUGUGUUGCUAUAAUGUACAUAUAUAUUGGAAUUUUUUGUAGAUAAGACAUUUUAGAUAAAAUUUUUAAAUGGGCUCCCCCCCCCCAAAAUAUUUUAUGCCAGAUGUCUAAUUUUUUUUACACUUGUGAUUAACAUGAAUAUGGAUGCUCUAUGGGCAGGGAAAAAGAUAAAUAGAUGGUACAUUGGCUUUAAAAAGGUAACAAUGCAUGUUUAAAAAAAAACACUGGAGAAAAAAAUGCUUGGGAAAAAAAUUCAUUCAAAUAUAUUCUAUGUUCUGCAUAAUAAAGACUUUGAAAAAACACUGUA
Molecule: messenger RNA, 7561 nt
Organism: Oenanthe melanoleuca
Lineage: Eukaryota; Metazoa; Chordata; Aves; Passeriformes; Muscicapidae
Gene: SPTLC2
Product: serine palmitoyltransferase long chain base subunit 2
Exons: 13
Coding region: 51-1706 (551 amino acids)
Biological process (GO): ceramide biosynthetic process; sphingosine biosynthetic process
Cellular component (GO): serine palmitoyltransferase complex
Molecular function (GO): serine C-palmitoyltransferase activity; pyridoxal phosphate binding
Source: RefSeq, a predicted model, not a curated record